GUCACCAGCUGGGUCCGAGGAGGCGCAUUGAAGGAGCCCCUAGAGACGAUCAGGAACCUGGAGGGAGGACAUCUGCAGUGCCACUGCUUUAUCAUUUACUCCCCUUCUGAAAUGCACCCUGCCAAAGGAAAGGGUUGGGACAAGGAGGAUCAGUCGAAGGGAGGGAUGUCUGAAUAACAAGGAGAGAAACACCCACUCUCCAGACUGACCGCGUCCCGAAAGGAGCGAGAGAAAAGCGAGCGCGUCAGGAGGAAGCAGCGGGAGCCCUCAGACGCUUUUGGUAUUCAGAGGAUCUCCUUUGGAGAUAAUAGGACGCUUUGAAUUCAUGAGACUAUAGAGGUCUAGACACCUAAUUUUGAGGAUGUUUUUGAUGGGAGAGGUCAGGUGGCGUCUGCUGGCCUUGCUGGUUUUGCUUGCCUUUGUUUCCUGCCACCCCAGUAAGGCUGAGAGUCAAGUUUCAGCUCCAAGGAGGCUGCGUUUCAAAGUGCACAGUUCCAGCAGACUUCUUGUUUCAUGGAGGGAGCCCAAAGGAGAUGUUGACAGCUAUUUAUUUCUCUACAACAGCUUACCAGGUGGGCAGCAGAAGGAGAUGUUUGUGUCUAAAUCUGACACGAGAGUUAUAAUACCGGACUACAACCCUUCCAAGGACUACAUUAUUAGUGUCAUUGCUGUGAGAGGGAGCGAGCAGAGUAGACCACUUCAGGGCAGAUUUAAAGCUAAAAAAGCUGCCAGAGGUGAAAGUGAUGGAAGAGAUGAAAUUGAACCCCAAAGGCUUACAGAUUCAGUUAGACCUCCUGACGGCGCUAAUGAGAUAUCUGGAGCCGACCAGUUUGUGUGCCACACUGAGGCCAUUGCAGAUAUUGUGAUCUUGGUUGACGGCUCGUGGAGCAUAGGCCGGAUCAACUUCAGGCUGGUCCGUAUGUUUUUGGAAAACCUGAUCAAUGCAUUCGACAUUGGCAUUGAUAAGACCAGGAUAGGUCUGGCACAGUACAGUGGUGAUCCCAGGAUAGAAUGGCAUCUAAAUACUUACUCUACAAAAGACACUGUCAUCGAUGCAGUUAAAAACUUGCCAUAUAAAGGAGGAAACACUCUCACAGGGCUUGCAUUGAAUUUUAUUAUGGACAACUGUUUCAAGCCUGAGUCUGGCUCAAGGGCAGGUGUGCCAAAGAUUGGGAUUCUCAUCACAGAUGGAAAAUCCCAGGACGACGUUGUACCCCCAGCAGAGAGCUUGCGAAAAGCUGGUGUUGAGCUGUUUGCUAUUGGCGUAAAGAAUGCUGAUGAGAAUGAGCUGCGGUCUAUCGCCUCUGAGCCACAUCACAGUCACGUCUACAAUGUGGCUGACUUCAACAUUAUGAGCUCUAUAGUCGAGGGAUUGACAAAGAAAGUGUGUGAACAAGUGGAGCUGCAAGACAAAGACAUCAAGCAGAAAUUUACGCCGCAAAAAAUGGGAAUGCCACACAGCCUGGAAACCUCAGAGACCACAGCUCAGAGCUUUCGCGUGUCAUGGAGUCCUGCACCUGGAAAUGUAGAGACGUACAGAGUGGUUUAUCGCCCUGCUCAGGGAGGAGAGUCACAGGAGGUUGUCAUGCCUGGCAGUGAGACCUCUGUGGUGUUAGAGCAUCUCAGCUCUCUAACCGAGUACCAGCUCGCUGUGUUUGCCGUGUAUGAGGAUGAAACAAGUGAAGCUCUAAGAGGAUCAGAAACCACCUUGCCUCUCCCAUCAGUGAGCCGCCUCCAGCUGUUAGAUAUUACUCACAGCAGCAUGAGAGCCAGAUGGAGCCAUGUGGAUGGAGUCUCUGGCUACACAGUGCUCUAUUCCCCUCUAACAGUUGAUGGAGACUUGAACAACAAUGGGUGUUGUCCCCAGGUUAAUGUAGCUAAUGGAGUAACUGAGGUGGAGCUGAGUGACUUGGCGCCCAACACAGAAUAUGCUGUCACUGUUUAUGCUAUGUAUGGAGAGGAGGCCAGUGAGCCAAUAACAAGUCAGGAAGCAACAUUGCCUCUCAGUCCUCCCAGGAAUCUCCAGUUUUCUGACAUCACUCAUAACUCUGCCCACAUCAGCUGGGACCCUCCGCCUGGCGGAGUUAAAGGUUACCGCAUCAUGUGUGUCAGGACUGAUGGAGUGAUCACAAAAGAGGUGAUGGUGGGCCCAGUUAAUUCUUUUGACCUCAGGAAGCUGACUUCUCUGAUGGAGUACUCGGUGGCCAUCUUUGCUCUGUACAACGAGGGCCAAUCAGAGCCGCUCACUGAUGGCUUCACAACCACUCCAAUUCCUGGUCCUCUUAAUCUGCGUUCCAGCGACAUCGACACAGACAGCUUCAGGGUUAGCUGGGAUCACUCAGCCAUGGCCAUCUCUCUCUACAGACUCUCUUGGGGACAACUUUCAGGUGGUGAUACAAGAGAGGUGAUUUUGAGAGGAGAUGAAAACACAUACACCCUCAGCGACCUCAGCCCUUCCACCGAAUAUGAAGUCCUGUUAACAGCCAUCUUUGAUGACGAAUCUGAAAGUGACACAGUCUCUGUUAUAGAAACCACAUUGGCUGCAACUACAACGAUUCAACCCACAACCACAGUGACACGUAAGGCUGUGAAAAACCUUUACCUGAGUGAUGAGACCACCCAAAGCUUAGACGCAUCCUGGGAGCUGGAGGACCCUAAUGUGGAGAGCUACAGGAUUUCCUACUCUGACCUCAGCGGGGACCAAGGGGAGGAAUCUAUCUCAGUUGGGGGUGGUCAGAAAAACACAGUGCUCCAGCCUUUACUACCAGACAGACAGUACAAAGUGACGGUGACGCCAGUGUACAGUGAUGGACAAGACGGCAUCAGCGCUUCUGCCUUGGGUUCUACAUUGCCUCUCUUGCCUCCUGAAAAUCUACGCGUGUCAGAAGAGUCGUAUAACCGCUUCCUGGUCUCCUGGGAUCCGCCUCAGUCUCCAACAGAAGGUUACAGGAUUGUCUAUCGACCAGUCUAUGAUCAAGGUCCACUUUCGGAGACAACUGUAGGUGAAGAUGUGACCUCCGUUGUCCUUCUCAAUCUUUUGAGUGGGACAGAGUACACUGUCCAAGUGACGGCCUUCUACUCAGCAGGACCAAGUGAACCGGAACUCAUUAAUGCAAAGACAUUGUUCCUUGGUGUUUCUGGCCUGUCGACCUAUCAGGUGCAUCCUAAGAGCAUGUGUGUUCAGUGGCAGCCUCUUCUACACGCCACCUCAUAUCGGCUCUCCAUACAGUCCACCCUCAAUGGUCAGAGACAAGAACUAACCCUGGGAGGUUCAGCUUCACACCACUGUUUCUAUGAGCUCACACCCAGCAGCCAGUACCAGAUCAGUAUAAACACUCAAAUGCAAGAAAUGGAAGGACCAUCUGUAUCUAUUACUGACAUGACAUUACCAGAGCCCACUCAGGCUCCGACUGAACCUCCCACCACAGAGCCCACUCCCACCAUCCCACCUGCUAAAGAAGUAUGUAAGGAAGCCAAGGCUGACCUGGCAUUUUUGGUUGAUGGCUCUUGGUCUAUCGGGGAUGACAACUUCAUGAAGAUCACACGCUUUCUCUACAGCACAAUGGGCUCAUUAGAUCUGAUUGGACCAGAUGGCACCCAGGUGGCCGUUGCUCAGUUCAGUGAUGAUGCACGGACAGAAUUUCUGCUGAGUUCUCACAGCAACAAGGAAGCGCUGCUGGAAGCCAUCCAGAAGAUCAGAUACAAGGGGGGGAACACCAAGACAGGUCGAGCCAUUAAACAUGUGAAGGAAUCCAUCUUCACCUCAGAUGCAGGAGCGAGGAGGGGUGUUCCCAAGGUUCUGGUAGUUCUGACUGAUGGUCGUUCACAAGAUGAUGUCAACAAAGUGUCAAAGGAGAUGCAAAUGGAGGGCUACAUAAUCUUUGCAAUUGGAUUUGCGGAUGCAGACUAUGGAGAGCUGGUGAAUAUUGCCAGUAAACCUAGUGACAGGCACGUCUUUUUCGUGGAUGAUUUGGACGCUGUGAAGAAAAUAGAAGAGCAGCUUAUCACCUUUGUCUGUGAGGCCGCCACUGCCACUUGUCCAUCUGUUCUGAUGAGUGGCAAUACACUGGCGGGUUUUAAAAUGAUGGAGAAGUUUGGCCUGGUAGAGAAGGAGUACAGCACCAUACCUGGAGUUUCUAUGGAGCCUGGUUCAUUUAACAGCUACCCCUGCUACAGGUUGCACCGCGAUGCUCUGGUGUCACAGCCCACCAAGUACCUUCACCCUGAAGGUUUGCCUUCAGACUACACCGUUUCUAUGAUGCUCCGUUUGCUCCCUGAGACCCCGCAGGAACCCUUUGCUUUGUGGGAGAUCCUCAACAAAGACAAUGAGCCGAUCGUGGGACUAAUACUCGACAGCUCUGGGAAGACGUUGACAUUCUUCAACCACGACUACAGAGGAGACUUCCAGACUGUUACAUUUGAAGGACCAGACAUCAAGAAAAUCUUCCAUGGCAGCUUCCACAAGCUCCAUGUAACUGUCAGCAAGACAUCGGUGAAGGUGGUGUUAGACUGUUCUGCAGUGGGAGAGAAAUCCAUCAGGGCAGCUGGAAAUAUCACCACAGACGGAGUCGAGGUCCUCGGGAAAAUGGUUCGGUCCAGAGGCAGACGGGACAGCUCUGCUCCAUUUCAGUUGCAGAUGUUUGAUAUAAUCUGCAGCACGUCCUGGGCCAGCAGAGAUAAAUGUUGUGAGCUGCCAGCUUUGAGAGUGGAAGAGCAGUGUCCUCCUCUGCCUCAUGCCUGUACCUGUUCCCAAGAGAGCAAAGGACCUCCAGGACCUUCUGGACCCCCUGGUGGACCUGGCAUAAGGGGAGCCAGAGGAGACAGAGGGGAACCAGGAGUGACGGGACCACAGGGGCCUACAGGGGAAAUCGGUCCAUCUGGACCUCCAGGACCGCCUGGCCCUCAGGGACCCAGUGGACUCUCCAUUCAGGGACCCCCAGGUAUUCGGGGAGAAAAGGGAGAAAGAGGCGACGUUGGACCAGCAGGGCCAAUGGGUAUCCCUGGAAGCCCUGGCUCCCCUGGCAGAGAUGGUCCUCCUGGAACGAGGGGUCAGCCAGGUAACAGCGGACCUCAGGGAAGACAAGGACCUCCUGGACCUAUUGGAGUCCCGGGAGCUCCUGGAGCUCCAGGACCAAAAGGACCAGCAGGGCCUACAGGCGAACAAGGAGUUCCUGGUCUUGUUGGUACCAAAGGCGAUAAAGGAGAACGAGGUGAUGUUCAGUCCCAAGCAGCCGUGAGAGCGAUUGCACGACAAGUUUGUGAACAAAUCAUCCAAAGCCAUCUGUCUCGCUAUAACUCCAUCUUGAACCAGAUCCCCCAACAGUCAUCAGUAUCAGUCCGAACCGUUCCUGGCCCACCGGGGGAGCCAGGAAGGAGAGGUCCUCCUGGUCCUCAGGGAGAGCAAGGUCCACCUGGAAGGCCCGGUUUUCCCGGUACUAAUGGCCAGAAUGGCCAACCUGGUCAGAGAGGAUUGCCAGGAGAAAAGGGAGAGAGGGGGAAUCCAGGCAUUGGGAGUCAGGGACCUCGAGGACCAUCUGGUCCACCCGGUCUGCCUGGUGAAGGUCGGACAGGCAGCCAGGGCCCACCUGGAAGGCCCGGAAGCCCAGGAGCAGCAGGUAGGCCUGGAAAUCCAGGAGCUACAGGACCAGCUGGACAGCCAGGAUACUGUGACCAGAGCUCAUGUCUGGGAUACAAUGUUGGAGUUCAACAGGAUUACAGGAAUGAUUACUGAGGAGAAAUCGCCCGCCAUCUCUCCUUAUUCUCCCCCUGCUGGGUUCACCUCCUUUUUCCCUCGUUCAACAACAUCCAGUCUUUCCCCAAGACGCCAAACAGUAGAAGCUCACAAAACCCAAGCAUUUAUAAUCUUUAAGGGAUUUCUUAAUUCCUGCUCUUUUGAGGUUCUACAUCAGUCUUAAAACAUAUGCCUAUUUUUUGUGUAGAAAAAAGAAAAUGUGCCAUUUAAAAAAAGAAAGCUUCCAUGUAUGAGUGUUUUACAAAGUUCUGCCCUAUGUGGUUUAAGUGCCAGAUUUCUAAAGCAAUGCUCAGUCUUCAUUUGUUAGAAAAUCAGAUUUACUAUCAGAACAUUGAAUACAAAAAAAACUCAUAAACCAGCUAAAAAAAACACAUUCACAAUGCUCCCACUAAUGGCUGCUCUGUCAUUUAUCAACAAAUACUCAUUUUCCUCUGCAAUCGCUUGCUUUGGACUCAAAUCUCAUUAGAUCUAAUCACUUCUUUCAAAGGCCGAUCAAUCAGCGAAAUAGUGAUGAAUAGUGCUCCUUUCUGAUUGUCUGCUUUCACUACUGAGCAGCCUGCCUCACCUGUGCGAAUCAGAUUCUGAGAUGUGCUAAAAAUCUAUAUUUUACCCCUAGAGUAAUGUUGCCUAUUUAAAAAGUGAGAAAAUUAACACCUCUAAGCUUUAACCACUCCGAACUUAAAUUAGUGCAUCAUGCGACCCUGCAUAUCUGUCUGCAUGCCUCACCUUCCUGCUGAAUCUUUUACUUUAACACUCUAUUUGGUUGUGGCAUUUAGUUUUAGUUUCUUUGAGCCUCACUCCAGUGCUGACCCUAAAUAUCCCCUCCGCACCGCUCCAGUCCAGCCCCUCCCCCAUGGCGAGGGCAGCUACCAGCCCUACAGUCCCCCCCACAGACAGCCGUAUGACGACGACGACCAAGGAGGAGGCGAGGAAGAGGAGGCCUACUAUGAUGGCUACCACUCCCAGUACUACCCACAGCAGCCUUCUCAGUUUAUCUACAGGCAGAGUGGCUACUACCCAGGAAAC
Messenger RNA from Cyprinodon variegatus (sheepshead minnow), 6778 nucleotides. It is a transcript of the gene col14a1a, whose product is annotated as collagen, type XIV, alpha 1. The transcript has 48 exons. NCBI's taxonomy places the organism in Eukaryota, Metazoa, Chordata, Actinopteri, Cyprinodontiformes, Cyprinodontidae. Gene Ontology annotation, molecular function: protein binding. The coding region runs from base 362 to 5731 and encodes 1789 amino acids. The record is from RefSeq and is a predicted model, not a curated record. Gene Ontology annotation, cellular component: interstitial matrix.